Messenger RNA from Saxophila tyrrhenica, 1317 nucleotides. It is a transcript of the gene TIM23, whose product is annotated as Mitochondrial import inner membrane translocase subunit tim23. The coding region runs from base 1 to 1317 and encodes 438 amino acids. The transcript has 2 exons. Gene Ontology annotation, cellular component: TIM23 mitochondrial import inner membrane translocase complex; mitochondrial inner membrane. Gene Ontology annotation, molecular function: transmembrane protein transporter activity. The record is from RefSeq and is a predicted model, not a curated record. NCBI's taxonomy places the organism in Eukaryota, Fungi, Ascomycota, Dothideomycetes, Mycosphaerellales, Extremaceae. Gene Ontology annotation, biological process: protein import into mitochondrial matrix.
AUGGGGGUGUGGGACGCUUUUUCGGGGAAGUCCUCGCGGCAGCAGACGCCCUUGCCAUCCGACUCUGAGACCAUCCACGACCCAGCAGGCCCAGUGCAGUUCAACAACGUCUCAGGCGACGAUGUCGGCUCCUUCAUGAACCCGGGGUCCUUCGACCCAGCAGCGCUCCACCCUCUAGCAGGCCUCGACCGCGACACUCUCGACUACCUCUCCCUCGACGACUCAGCACUCUCAGACCUGCCAGGCGGCCGAUCGGUAUUACCAUCACGAGGAUGGUCGGAUGAUCUGUGCUAUGGAACAGGCGUAACAUAUCUAUCCGCGCUGGCGGCAGGGGGAGCAUGGGGCUUGGUGGAAGGGCUGAACCGGUUACCGCCAACGGCACCCCCUAAACUGCGACUCAACUCUGCGCUCAACGCCAUCACACGAAGAGGGCCGUUCUUGGGAAACUCCGCAGGAGUGGUCGCAAUGAUGUACAACGGCAUCAAUAGCACAAUAGGAUACUAUCGGGGGAAGCAUGAUUCGUUCAAUAGCGUGGCAGCGGGUGGCAUCAGCGGGAUGAUCUUCAAGAGCACAAGAGGUGUGAAACCUAUGCUCAUAUCGGGCAGCAUCGUUGGAGGGAUAGCAGGAGGUUGGGCAGAUCCGACAGACAGUCCAAUGGAGGCCAACCAGCAAGACACCGCGCCUCUUCGACUCUCCCACAAAGACCGCAUGACCAUGCAACAUACCGGCAGACCUUCCAGCUACCAGUCCCAUUCCGGGAUGUUCAAGACCGCAGCCCAUCUAGGGACUUCUGCCAUGCGUGAACCCGGCGACAACGACGACAACUGCGACGACGAGGAGCGCUUCUCCCGCAAGGAUGCGAAGAUGCGCAGUCUGGAUCGAAAGAGAGCGCACGCAAUGACACGGGAGAGAUCAACGGUGCAAGAUCAAGGCUACACCAUAUCUCAAGCCCAACUCCGCGACGUGGAAGGCAAUAACCCUCUUUUGCGGAAGCACGAAGAGGAAGAGCGUUUGGGACUUCUGCAGAUGCGGCGAGAACACAAGCUAAGCGGCCUCAAGGAGAAAGUUCGGGACGAAAGGAAACGCCAGGCAGAGCCGAUCCACUUCGAAAAGGUGAGCCGGCCAACAUCGCCUCCUUUCCAUUGUCUCAUCAACGAGCCAACCCCCGGGAUGCCUAUCGCGCGCAGAGCACCGCCAGGGCCUAUGCACGAGCGAAAAGCUCGCCGCGCCCCGGUGCCGGCACGACCUGUCAGGAAGGAACCGCAGGAGGACGAUACUGACCACGAUGACGUAGAGCCUGUGAGACCUGGGCGCUAA